Molecule: messenger RNA, 1878 nt
Organism: Magnolia sinica
Lineage: Eukaryota; Viridiplantae; Streptophyta; Magnoliopsida; Magnoliales; Magnoliaceae
Product: pentatricopeptide repeat-containing protein At4g33170-like
Exons: 1
Coding region: 44-1786 (580 amino acids)
Biological process (GO): RNA modification
Molecular function (GO): protein binding; zinc ion binding; RNA binding
Source: RefSeq, a predicted model, not a curated record
ACUAAAUCACCAUCCUCGCCUCUCCAUCAAGAAUGCGUCUGCCAUGGCCGCCGCUAACAUGCUCGAGGGCGACCUAGCACCACCUUCCGUUGUGGGGCCCACCAGCUCACCGGGCCCCAUCCACGCGCGGGCCAUCAAAACAGGCACCACCGAUCUCUCCAUCUUCAACAGCCUCAUCACUCUCUACUCCAAAAACCCAUCCACUCUCUCCUACGCCCUCCGCCUCUUCAAUGAAAUCCCAUCGCCCAACGUCGUAUCCUGGACGUCCAUCAUCACCGCCCAUGCCAGCACUCCUUUCUCCCUCUCCCUCUUCCUUUCCAUGCUCCGCCACCCCCUCCUCCCCCCCCCCCCCCAGCGCACGUUAGCCACCCUCCUCAAAACCUGCGCUUCCCUCCCCUCUCUCUCCACCGGCCUCCAGCUCCACUCCCUCGCCCUCAAGCUCUCUCUUUCCCAUCUCCCCUUCUCCGGAAGCGCUCUUGUCCACAUUUACUUGAAAUGCAGCCUUCCGGACGAUGCCCGCAAGGCGUUCGAUGGAAUUCCUCACAGAGACGAGGUCUGCUAUGCUGCCGCCAUUGUCGGCCUCGCGCAGAACUGCCGCUCGGCGGACGUGAUCUCAAUAUUCGCAGGCAUGAGAUCGGCCGGCGUGGGGUCCACCAUGUACAGCGUUUCUGCUGCGCUGCGGGCGGCAGCGGAGGCGGCUGCUCUUGAGCAGUGCCGGAUCCUGCACGCGCAUGCUGCCGUUGCGGGCCUCAAGUCGAACCUCCUUGUGGGGACUGCGUUGGUUGAUGCGUACGGGAAGUCAGGCCUUGUUUCUGACGCGCGGCAGGUGUUCGAUGGGUUGUUGCCGGGCGCGAACAUCAUCGGGUGGAAUUCAAUGAUGGCAGCAUACGCCCAACAGGGCGACUCGGGCUCUGCAAUUGAGCUUUUUUACAGGAUGCCAAGCCAUGGGCUAGUAGCCGACGAGCUCAGCAUUCUUGCAAUCCUCACUGCAUUUAGCAACUCAGGCUUGGUCUUUGAAGCCAAGCAAUGGCUUGAUUCAAUGACCAAUGAAUAUGGAGUGCAACCGGGGCUUGAGCAUUACACUUGUGUGGUGGGCACCAUGGCCUGGGCAGACCAACUCAAGGAUGCGGAGAACCUCGCAAACACAAUGCCAUUUGAGCCCGACGCUGCAGUAUGGCGGACCCUGCUCUCCGCCUGUGCAACCCAUGGUGCGGUCGACAUGGGCAGGGUGGUGGGCCAUAAGCUUCUUGAGCACAACCCACGAGACGAUUCAGCCUAUGUGAUGCUCUCAAACAUCAACACAGCAGCUGGGAGAUGGCCUGAGAUGGCUGAAGUAAGGACGAUGAUGAAAGACAGAGGGGUGAAGAAGGAAGGUGGGCGGAGCUGGAUAGAAGUGCGUGGAGAAGUGCACAUCUUCUUGGCAGGAGACCGGAGGCAUGAAAGGACAGCCGAGAUAUACGCCAAGCUGGUGGAAUUGAUGGAGGAGAUUGCGAAGCUGGGCUACGUGGAGGCAUCGGAGGUGGUGCUGCACGAGGUUGAGGCAGCUGAGAAGAGGGAGGCGCUUUGGUAUCACAGCGAGAAGCUGGUGGUGGCAUUUGGGGUGGUGAGCGGGGCUGCUCCACCGGGGAAAGCUCUGAGGGUUGUUAAGAAUCUGAGGAUAUGUAGAGACUGUCAUGAGGCUUUCAAGUUUAUGAGCAGGGCUUUGGAGAGGGAGAUUGUUGUGAGGGAUGUGAAUAGAUACCACAAGUUUGAGCAUGGGAGCUGCACUUGUGGGGAUUACUGGUAAAUGAUUGAAUACAAACGAAGAAUCGAACUUGAGAGCUGAUUAUGAAACUGAGAUCCUACGACGGUGGUGACCUGAUUGGGUCAAAGUAGGUG